This is a messenger RNA of Daphnia pulicaria, 4107 nucleotides long. RefSeq names its product sensor for unfolded proteins in the ER ire1-like. NCBI's taxonomy places the organism in Eukaryota, Metazoa, Arthropoda, Branchiopoda, Diplostraca, Daphniidae. Gene Ontology annotation, cellular component: IRE1-TRAF2-ASK1 complex. Gene Ontology annotation, biological process: intrinsic apoptotic signaling pathway in response to endoplasmic reticulum stress; IRE1-mediated unfolded protein response; protein phosphorylation. The transcript has 3 exons. The coding region runs from base 2460 to 3659 and encodes 399 amino acids. The record is from RefSeq and is a predicted model, not a curated record. Gene Ontology annotation, molecular function: ATP binding; RNA endonuclease activity; protein serine/threonine kinase activity.
UGUAGACACGAUGAACCGUGUAAUAAAUCUAUCAAAUCCUUUUUGUCUUUUUCACGAAAGUUAAAAGAGGUCAAUAAUCACGGCAGGGUCGCGUCAUAAUCUAUAAUGGUCGUUACACGACAUGUUUUCUUUGUUCCGUUUUCAUCGAAGUCUAGGAAAACGGAAGGAGAAUGUGAAGACAAGAAAAGGGCGGCAUCACGUUCAACGUGAGCCGUUAAAAAAUGGGAAAAAAGGGGCCUCGAACUGCUGAACGAGUUUCGUAUUCCAGCUGAUUAGAAACAAGAAACUAAAGAAAACCCACGUUCCUACUCAAAACAACAGCAAUAGUCGCUCAAAUUUCGUCCAAAGGCGGGUCUGAAAAGGAGUCUAAGGCAGUUAUCGUAUUGCAGUUGCAUGCUAUGAGUGUGUUUCAUAUUGACUUGUCAAACGGGCAAACGAACUUGAAAAUGUUAAUAUGUGUUAAAUUCCAACGGAUCCAUAUGAACAUUUGCGUUAAAUAAUAAUAAAUGGUAAUAAUAAAAUUUGCGUUUUCCCGCGUUUUCCAAAACUGUAAUCAUGGACUAGCGAAGCAAAUCUAGUGUUGCCAAUAUCUAGUUUUCUCGUAUUAUCCGGUUUUAUUCCACUUAUUGAGUUUUAUUUUAUUUUAUUUUUUUAUCUUAAUCAGUUUUAUUGAAUAUUUAUGUUAUUGAAUUUUAUUUAUGUUUUAUUGAAUAUCAAUGUUCGACUCAUUUUCGAGAUCUGACAAAUGCAAAACACCGGCCAUCCCAGAUUGCAGACAAUAAAUUUAGGGAACACACAACACAACACAUGAAACGUCUUUUUUAAUUUAUUUUUGAGAGUGUGAGAAAAUACUAGAAACCAUAGAUAAAACCAUGCAACAACCUACAAGGACGAUGGACAUUCUAAUAUUUUGGCAGGUAUGUUUGUCUUGAUUUUUUAAACUUGAGCGUGAAUUAUUUUGUAGUAUGUAAAGCUGGCAGACACACUGACACAGGCAUAGCUUUCUUUUUUGUCAGAGGCCAGGCUGAAGCCCCCAUGAACGAAUUAGAGGGAAAAUGAUGAAGACAUAAUUUCAGGCAUCAGAUUUUUCUUUCCAACUUCAUCCAUGUAAAUAAGCGUGAAUAAGUCACUUGGUCAUUCUUGUUGGUGAAGCAAAUUAAACACUUCUGUUUAAUCAGUACAGGUUUUUUCAAAGCAUUGAGGAGUGAGGACUAGAAAUUUAUUCAUUUAGUUUUUUUAUUUAGUUAAAAAAACUAGAUAAAUCUGAAUAAUGAACCAAAUAUCAUCUAGUUUAUUAACAUGUUUAAGGCAACUCAAUAUUUAUUUCAUUGCAUCAUGUUUUUUUGAAAAUCUAAAUUAUUGAAUUUAGUUUUAUCUUGUCUUUUUUUUUAAAUUAUUUUAAAACUAAAUUUCCAACGCUAUCAUGGACAACCGAGAGAUGAAAUCACUAUAACGCCGCUUUACUCUCUGCUGUCCAUGCGCUCUAAUUUUAAUUCCUAUGGCCCAUGAGAUGGAUUUUAAAGACGAGAUUACGCAAACUGAUAAUGCUAGACCCACUAUUCUGCUGAUUGCGGUGCCGGAUUUCAGUGCCAUCUCCAGUUUUGCAACAGUGAAAUAAGCUGGAUACUGUACUACUACUACUUUACCCGGAAGCUUCCAAUGGUCUCUGUUCCGUCCUGGCAAUGCCGUUGAGUUUGAAUCUGGAACUCUCGUGUAUAGUUUACCCUAGCACAAUCUCAGGAGUUCUUAUCCCAAUUUUUCUAACAUCGCAUCGUGUCUAUAUCUUCGGGAUUAUGUUACGGUAUGCGACAUAAGUGCGGGGAUUCUUUGGGGUGGGGAUCAGAUCACAUUUUUUCCUGGAGUUUAACAUUGAAAUAAUAAAAAUUAUUAUUGUGUGUGACACAGUGAUAAUCUUUGUUGGCGGCUCUUAAAAUACGGCAAGAAUUUAACCAAUAAGUUAAUAAUACAAACUAAUUGGUAUAGCUUUAAACAUAUUGAAAUAAUAAAAAAUAUUAUUAUGUGUGACACCUUGAUAAUCCUUGCUGGCGCUGUUAAAAUAUGGGAAGAAAUAAACCAAUAAGGAUAAUAAAACACUAAACUAAUCGGUAUAGCUAUAACUACUGCUUCACGUGUAAUACUGCUGUAAGGAUCGGAUCAUGGAAGGAUCAAAUAAUUUCGUUUUACUAUGUGACGGGCGCCACAUUAUUUAACUUUAUCGUAAAUUGUUUCAGCUGCGCACGGCGAGAACUUGUAGGAUCACCGGAGAUUAAAUAUUUUUAUAACCAUAAAAUUUGUUGAGUCGAAAUAGACGUACAUGAACACGCAGAUAAGAUAGAAGUGUGUGAAUGCUAUAGUCCACAUCUAACGUCUCUGUUGGAGUUCAACAAAUAAUAAAAGCUUUACUCCAAAUUAGAUCAAAAGGUCAACAAAUAAAAAUAAAGUUAUCGUUAUAUUCACAAAUGGUUUUUACUUUCAAUCGAGAUAAGCUGUCUCCGUUCAAUUGUCACCAUCAUAUCGGGCAUCAUAUAACACACCUUCGUAUUCCGUCGUCAUUUUCAGUUGACUUGUUGUAUGAUAUGGAAGUCAGAGUGAACAGACGCAGUAGUCUCAAGACCCGACCGGAUGUCGGAUUUCUUUUUGAAGGUAAAAAUGUGAGUUGUCGGAAUCGACCGUUGCGUCUGGGUGAAAGAAGUUGUGAUUCUUCCACCAUUUACCGCGGAAUUUGGAAGGGAAUUCCCCCAUCGGAACACAAAGCCGCAAUCAAAAGAGUUAAAAAAACUGAUUGCAUGGAACACUGGGAAGUAGUUGUUGACUGGCAUCAAAGAGGAACCCUCAAUCACUCCAAUGUCCUAAAAUUGUUUGGAUUCGAGGAAGAUACUGAAUGGAGAUAUUUCGCCUUGGAACGAUUCGAUGCCACCCUGGAGCAAUUCUGUAACAAACAGUAUACAGGGCCGAUGCCGUAUGACAAUCAAGUCCUUUAUCAAAUUUCCAAGGGGCUCAUCUAUUUGCACAAGAAAGGCCUGGCUCAUGGAAACCUUACUCCGAAAACUAUUCUCAUUGCAAAUUCUGACCCUGUCAAGAUGAAGCUUGCAGACUUUGGGUUGUGCCAAGGCAUUGCUGCUGAUGGCACGGAAACUACUAAACCUACCUUCCAUUCAGCAGAAUUGAACGACAUUAUCGAGCGGGAUAAAAAUUCGGAAUUGGAUCCAGCUACUGCUGGUGGUGGCAGCAAAGAAGAGCUCAGCCACUCAACAUUUUGGAAGAGACCCGAAAUAAUUGGAUCGUUAAGGAGAUCAGUAUCGAGCUCAGGAUCAAGUCGUUCCGUCGAAUCGACAGUCCCAAUCAAAGAUAUCAGCUACUCGAUCCCUGGUGCUACAGCAGAAGGAGAUACGUUUGCAGCCGGAUGCUUGUUCUUUUAUUUCAUUAAGCGAGGUCUGCAUCCGUUUGGUGACGCGCAUUCAAUUCUAAACAAUAUUCAAGAAUGGAAACCUGUCAAUAUAAAAGAAUUAGACGAACACCACUUUGCGUACAAACCAAUUCUCGAUCUAAUUGGAAACUCGUCAAUCGAAGGAAGUCAGCAAUUCUUGAUUGAGGCAGCAUUAAAGUUUCGAGUUGGGGCGUUUGCCGUUGCUUGGAAAAUGAAUAUGUUGAAAAAGUAAAAUCAUUUUGCAAGUAAUAUUUCUGACAAGCGACUUGCAGAUAGUUUUUCUCCAUUACAUCAAUAAUUUCUUUAAAAAAAAUGGUUUUGUUACAGAGAAUAAAUUUUUCGCAUGCAAAGUGCAAUCCAGAACGAUGUUGCAAAAAGAGAUGUAUUUUCAGAAGUAGAGUAAUACACAAAAGGGGAAAAAUUUGUGAAUUUUGAAAUGAUGUCUAACAAUUAGAAGACAGUGUAUAUUGCUAUAGAAUGGAGAGAACACAGAGGAUGCUAAACUACUUAUGGGCUUCAAGGAUUAGCCUACAUGGUGGAUAAGAAAUAUUGAAUGAGGAAAAAGAUUGAUGUUGAAAUAUAAAAAUACCAGUACUUUGUAUAAAAGACAUAUACCGGUAUGCUCACGUUAAAACACUUGUUUGUUUUACCGUGAGUUUAUUCGAUUUCGAAAACAGAAA